CCGCAGGCCACUCUGGGAAAUAAACAUGGCCGCCGCGAUCAAAAUAUUGAGUAGUUGUUGUUGUUUGCGGUUUUUGUAGACAAAUACAAUGCCUGAUCGCUACUACAGAAGACAAGAUAAACAGCCAAGAAUGUGAUUUAAUAAUGACAAGAAUCGUUGAUGACGAUGAGGCAGAGAUCGAGGCAGAAAUUCAAAGGCAGUUGGAUGAAAUUUCGGCGGAAAAUCUUGAAAUUGAAGAUUUGGAAGACACUUUGAGUUCGUUUGAGACAAAUAAAAAGGAUGACGGCCUUUUACCGGAAUCUAUCGAAGAAUAUCUCAAGUACGUCCAGUCAAGAACAGAGACCAUCCAGCAAGAAGUGAGAGAAUGUGAUGAUUUUCUAAUCAAGAAUUCUUCAGACAACCAUAGUGAUGAAAUUCUGGCUAAUAGAAUUAAGGAAGCUCUUGGGGAUGAUUGCCAUGACAACCCAUUGGAAAUCAGAAACAAGGUCCUGUCAGAAAUUGAAGAAGUAGAAAAACAAGAGGAAAAAGAAAGGAGCCGUAGAGCAUCAAAUUCCAGCAACAUGACUCUUGACAUCAUCAGGCCAGUUAUUUCAGAUGAGGUAAGAUUGUUAGAAGAAACAGCAGAAAAACAGCUCCAAGAACUUGAAGCGAAACAGUCCAGAAAACAUCAAGAAAGGAUUUUAAAGUACGAGAAAAUGAAACAGGAAGAAAAUAAAAGGUUGGAAAGAGAACAAAAUGCGAGGGAAAUGAGACAAAGAGAACUGGAAGAAGCUCAAAAUCGUUUGAAUGAAACUCAAAAGAUACAACAGGAAAAACUAGAAAAAGAUAUGAUUCAAGAACAGAAAGAACUCAGUCAUUUAGAAGAGAUAUUUCAGAAAGAGAUAAAAGAAUUGGAAGAAGAAAAGGAAAAAGAACAGAAAGCAUUAGAGCAAACAAGAUUACAAGAAGAAAACAACCAAAGAACGAAGAAACACAAGGCAGCUAUAGUCAUACAGAAGUCUUACAGAGGACAUAGAGUAUUUGUGCAAUACAGAGAAGUCCUUCAAGAGAAGAAAACAGAAAGACUCAGAAAACAUGAAGAAGAGUUAGAAAAGAAAUACCAAGAAGAAAUAACAAGAAAAGAAGCAGAAAGACAAUCUCAAGAACUCCAGAAAAAGAUGAGAAUUGAGGAAGAACGCUUGAGAAAAGAAGAAAUAUGGAAAAAAGAAAUGGAAGAAAAGAAAAGAAGGGAAGAAGAAAAGAAGAGAAAAGAGGAGGAAGAGAGAAAAAGAAGGGAAGAAGAAGAAAGGAAGCGAAAAGAGGAGGAAGAGAUGAAAAGAAGGGAAGAGGAAAAGAAAAGAAAAGAAGAAGAAAGAAGAAGAAGAGAAGAAGAAGAAAAGCAAGAGUUAGAAAGAAAGAAAAGGGAAAAUGAAGAACAAAAACGGAGAGAAGAAGAAAUAAGAUGUCAAGAAGAGAUGAAAAAGGAAGAAGAUAGAAUGAGACAGGAAGAACUUAACAAACAGAAGGAGCAAGAGAAGAAAUAUAAAGAAGAAAAGAGAAUAAAAGAACUUGAAAAGGAAGAAAKAAGAAAAAAAGAAACUGAAAGAAAGCAACAGGAAGAAUUGCAAAAAAUUGAAGAAGAGAAAAAAGCAGCUUUGGAAAGGGAAGAAAUGAAGAAAAUUGAGCUUAAGAAAAAAGAACAAGGAAAGGAAAAACAAAAAAUAGAGGAAUACCAACACAAAAAAAGUAACAAACCAUUGAAAGAUGAACUGCUAGUUAAUAGAAAUGCAGUGACUAGUUCAGCAGACCUUUUCAACAUGGAAGAACUCCGGAGAAAGUGGUUAAAUGGCCAUACACUUUGGAGCAUCCAAACUGCAUGUGAAGAUAGGGAACAACCUGUCGCAAAGUCAAGAACAAGGCACAGACCAAGGAGACCAUUUUCAGCAAGCAAAAGCCUUCCACAGUUAACAAAAGAGCAGAUUUUACAAGCUUCGCCUCCUGGGACACCAUUGCACAAAGUUAUCAGAGUUUUGUUGAGUUCUUGUCCUGCCUGUAAGUUACAUGGGCUUGAUUCCUGUCCAAAUCUAAAGGCUCUGGACAUGAAAGAUUGUGGGCUGUUAGCUGUUGAAGGACUUGAUGAGUGCAAAGAGCUGAAAGAACUUACACUUCAGGACAACAAGAUUGAGCACAUCAGURUCAAAGGUUUACAUCAACUCGAGGAAAUGAUUCUACGAAAUAAUAACCUUGCGUCUGUYCAAGGCCUUACUGAUUGUCCUCAGCUGARAAACUUGGAUUUGAGAAACAACAGAGUAACAAGAAUAGGUGAUUUGUCUACUUGCUCAAAUCUUCAAAUUCUUAACCUGAACAACAACCAACUCAUCACUACUAAGGGAUUGUCAAAUCUCAUCAAGUUGCAAUCCUUUAAAUGUACAAAUAAUCACCUCCCAGAUGUGAAGGAGAUUGACAGCUGUCAAUUACUACAGACACUGAAUUUAACUGGAAACAACUUACAGAAGCCUCCAUCACUUACAAAUCAUGUCUUGUUGAGAGAGUUGAUACUUGACGAUAACAGUAUAUCCACCCUUGAGCCUCUAUCUGAUGCCUGGCUGCCGUCAUUAAGAGUGUUGUCUGUCUGUCAGAACAGUAUAUCAGACGUUGCAAAUCUUAAAGGCUGUAUUAUGCUCCAGUCUUUGGACAUUCGAUAUAACCUUAUAUCUGGUGAAUUGCUGUCUUGUAAUCUGAUCAAAAAAUCCUGUUUUUGUAGGAAUGCUGUGAUUGAUGCUCUACUAGUCUUAACCCAGCUUGAUGAUGAAGUACUCCAGACAAAAUCUUCGCCAUUAGAUGGUUCCUCUCCUUUCAUUACAAUGUGCAACAAGCAACUGCAUGAAUACACUGAUAUGAAAUCAAAACAUGAGAAACAGUUAAGUGUCAUUGAUAACAACACAAACGAUUCAUCAAAAGUAACCACAAGAUUGGAAUUAAAGAGCCAACAAUUUAAUGAACUUCUUGAACAAGCUGUUGCACACUUGAUUCAGCACGAAGCUUUUGACAGCCAAAAGCAAACUAAGAAUCCUUCACAAGUUGUGCUGGAUGCAAGUGCUGUGAAUGAUGAUCAAAUGUCAACAGUUGAGGGAAUUUCUUCUAAAACAAAAACGAAAACUGUGAAAGAUGAUAUAUGUAAAGAAACAAGAAAGAUGACUGAUGAAAGAAUACAAACGGAUGCAGCUAUUAAGAUCCAAUCCGUUUGGAGAGGAUGGCAUAUAAGACAUCUCAUCGAUGUACAGACCAAAAAGUGGUUAGCAGCUGUAACUAUUCAGGCUGCAUGGAGAGGUCACUUUUGUCGGUCAAGAUUCAAACGCAGUCGGCAAGUCUCUCGAGCGCGCAAAGCAUUAUGGAAUGCCCGUCAUGUUGCCGCUGCUACAACAAUACAGGCAUAUUACCGUGGAUACCGCAUUCGGCGGAUCCUUGCAGUUGCUCUACAGAAUGUCAAGAGUGACAGCGAUGACGAUGACUUUAACUAUGAUGAGGAGGUUGACUUGUCUGCCUUUGAUUUUGAUACUGGAGUGCUUGACGAUGGCUGGACGCCUAGUGACACUCCACAACUACCGUCAAGAGGACCAGUACUUCCUGGCCAAUCAGCGAUACAAAGCCAACCUCGACGGCAGGCAUGGAGGUCAGCUGACUCACCCUUUGAUCAAGACCCACCACAAGCCAGCCAUUCUCGUGUUCCUGGUAUUAAUGUCAAUCGAAGUCCUGAGCAGGAUUUGAUGUCAGUCACCUCUGGCGCGCAAAGUCACAUGACACACCAAGCUGAGGAGAUGGGCAAUGAAUGGGGUGUUAAGAAUGUUAGUACCGCUGAGCUGAUGUGGAAACGCGCCAACAGAAUGAAGUACAAUCCUGCAAGGAAACGAAAACUGCUUGACCCAACAAAACGACUUGCUUUGUUCAAGAAGCUUGACGAAGCCAAUAAACUGAAAGAAGUGAGGCCGCCUCCUAAACGACGUCCACGAGUGGAUUACUUUACAGCACGUGAAGCGUUAUUGAAAUCAGGCAACACUACACCAACAUCAGAACGAGAAGCAAAGGCUCAAAUGACGUACAGCUGGGUUCAUAGCCAAGGUGUAGUCCACCAAGAUGAGGAAACGAAUUACAUGGGAUUUACGCAAGACUUCAGUACGCAAACCAAGCCUAAAAUACGCUCAUCAUCGCUGACUUCAAAAGGCUCAGUCAGUCUACCUCAGCUUGACCCAGUUCAACUCACGGGCCGAAAUAUUCAUCUUGUGUCGAGUCCAGCUCUAAUUCGUGAACAAAUAAUGUCAAAAGAAACAACGCCACGACGAAAUUCUUCUGUGUCUGAAGAUGUACAUUUUCCUCCAAUUAAAACUUACUCGGUGCCCAACCUUGCAGCCAGGUCAGUCGCAUCAGGAUCAACUAGCCGUUCCAAUGAAAAGAGCAACAGCGCAGGCGCAAGAAUGACCAAUGAGAGAAGAGAACGAAGAUGACAUCACCACUUCAAAUAUCCAAUAAGACAAGAAAAUGACGUCUACAGAAACCAAUGAGGAAAGAGAAGGAAAUGACAUCACAAUCUGAACAACAAAUGAGAGUAGAGAGCAAUGUCUAUACUGACCAAUGAGGAAAGAGCACUGAAAGAGAACGAAGAUGACAUCAUGACCACAAUAUCCAAURAGUGAAGAUAUUGAAAAUAAUAGCGCGUCUGCAUUAGCCAAUGACAGAAAAGAAUAAAAAUGACAUCACGACCACGAUGACCAAUGGGAAUGAAUGUCUAGUUUGAGGUGUAUUAUUGGAAAUCAAUGUCUGUCAAACGUUUGCAACUAGAAAACAACUUCAUAUUCCAACAGAUAAUAAAAUACUUCAAACAAUAUUUCAAUAUUUCUAAUUUUGARCCUCGUUUAAGUACAGGUUUUAUGAAAACGAUUURUACAGAUAUGAUUUAUAAACAUAUUAAAAUUCAGUGAAAAUCAA
Molecule: messenger RNA, 4962 nt
Organism: Exaiptasia diaphana
Lineage: Eukaryota; Metazoa; Cnidaria; Anthozoa; Actiniaria; Aiptasiidae
Product: leucine-rich repeat and IQ domain-containing protein 1
Exons: 32
Coding region: 144-4481 (1445 amino acids)
Molecular function (GO): protein binding
Source: RefSeq, a predicted model, not a curated record